This is a messenger RNA of Mesorhabditis belari, 444 nucleotides long. The record is from the annotation of a GenBank genome assembly. Lineage: Eukaryota; Metazoa; Nematoda; Chromadorea; Rhabditida; Rhabditidae.
AUGUCCCGUCUCCUCUCACUCGUUCUCCUCAUCGCCACCGUUUUUGUCGUCUGUCAAGCGAUCCUUCCGAACUCCCCCUCUUCUGAUGAAGCUCCCCAACCCAACAAUCUUCUCGUUUGUGAAGGCAACUGCACGGUUGCGAGUUGCAAUGCGUGCUGUUCGGGAUUUGGCAGCGUCGGAUUGUACUCGGAGGUGUAUAUCAGCGGAUUUUUGGUUUACUGGGGUGAUUCGGUGAAGCUAAAUUACGGCAAUUGUCUCGAGGAUAGCCCUUAUGGGGCUACAUGCGAAAAUAUACGCAACAAGUCGCUAAAAUUUUUCAUGAAAUUCGUAUCGACAAUGCUCACAGCACACCGGUACAUGUCAUUUAUCAAAAUGUUGAAUGCUGUAAUGUCAAAUCAUAACGAGCAAAACCACACUCCAAAGGAAUAUGCCGAGCAAGCACGC